This is a messenger RNA of Spirodela intermedia, 495 nucleotides long. The record is from the annotation of a GenBank genome assembly. NCBI's taxonomy places the organism in Eukaryota, Viridiplantae, Streptophyta, Magnoliopsida, Alismatales, Araceae.
AUGGGCAGAUGGUUCCAAAGCGGCGGCGACAGCAACGGCGAAGCCGACACCGAGCUCUGCCUCCGGACAGGGGGAACCAGGGGUGAGCACUGCGCACCGCCGGCAUAUGCUGAUGGUUACGGUGCCUUGUCUUCUGCCGCGCCGCUGACCAUCUUCUACGGGGGCCAGAUCAGCGUCUGCUACGUUACAGAAGCCCAGGCGAGAGUCAUCAUUGCGGCCGCUGCCGUCGGCCGAAGGCCGGAUGCCCAGAAGCCGCAGGAGGAGGAUCCCGAAGGAAGGCGCCAGCUCGGCGUCAUCGCCGCCGUCCCGCCGCCCCAGCAGCUCCCAUCUCUUUUCAUGAAGAUGUCUCUGAAGCGGUUCCUCCAGAAGCGUAAGGCUCGGACCGCCGCCGCCGGCUUCACUAGGCCAUCCCCCUACGGCUGCCCUCAGGAGGAUCGCUGCUGCCGGCAGCAACUCCAACUUCACCUGCGGAAGCAGCCUUCCCCUUUGCUGUAG